Molecule: messenger RNA, 894 nt
Organism: Hibiscus syriacus
Lineage: Eukaryota; Viridiplantae; Streptophyta; Magnoliopsida; Malvales; Malvaceae
Product: vacuolar protein sorting-associated protein 24 homolog 1-like
Exons: 9
Coding region: 1-894 (297 amino acids)
Biological process (GO): late endosome to vacuole transport; protein transport; endosome transport via multivesicular body sorting pathway
Cellular component (GO): multivesicular body; ESCRT III complex
Source: RefSeq, a predicted model, not a curated record
AUGACGGAGUACAGGCAUCAGAGACUUUUAGGCGAUUGCUGGUGGUUAUCUAUAAGGAAAGAUCACCGUGAUAUACAAGAUAAAUUGGUAGAAAUUCAGCUGCUCAUUGAUCAAAAGGCUAAUACAGAGGUGCUCCUCAUGAUCUGCACCUUCCCUGCACGUGUCAGAUUUCCCAGCGAAGCGCGCUUAAUGAUCCGUGCCUUUGCUAAAUGGCGCCAGCUUGCACAGCCCCGUGAAGGCGCGCUUCAUGAUCCGCGCUUUGUCAGAAAGGUGCUAGAAUGCCGUAACAUCGAACGACAAAUCAGAGAUAUUCAGAGAGAGGAGAAAAGUGUACAGAAAGCAAUUAAAGAAGCUACCAAGAGAAAUGACAUGGGUUCUGCUAAGGCACUUGCAAAGGAAAUUCUAAUGUCCAGAAAAACCGUGAACCGUCUAUAUGAGAAUAAAGCCCAGCUCAAUUCAAUAUCAAUGCACCUUGGAGAAAGUGUCGCAAUUGUUCGAACUGUUGGCCAUUUGUUCAAGAGUGCUGAAGUCAUUAAGCUUGUAAACAACGCCAUGAAAGUUCCACAGUUGGCUGCCACGAUGCAAGAAUUUAGCAAAAGUGACCAAGUAGUUCCUAGCGCCUGUUUUCUCAUCAUCAACAAUAUUCUGGUUUUUACCAUUGUUGUUCAGAGUUCCUAUGUUUCCUCAAGAUUGGCGGGGGUUAUUGAAGAAAUAGUAAACGAUUCCCUCGACUCGGCAUUGGAUUCCGAAGAUAUCGAAGAAGAGACUGAAGAAGAAGUUGACAAGGUUCUUUCGGAAAUAGCCAGUGAAACUGCGGCGCAGCUUCCUGAAGCUGUUCGGAAGGAAAGAGUGACGGUCUCUGCCCAAAAAAAAGCACUUCUCAUGAGGUAUUGA